AUGAACAGUACAAUGAAUGAAAAUUUUAAGCCCUUUUUUUUUAUUAAAAUAUUAGUAUUUACCCUUUUAAUUUGGAUAUAUCUUUAUAAAAAUAAUUGUAUAUGUGGAAAAUCUAUGGAUAAAAAGAAUAAACUAGAUAGCUAUUCAAGUUUAAGAACUAAUAGACUACUAUCAGAGAGUUCACUGGAUGUUAUAUCUACCGGAUAUCGAUCAGGUGACAAAGGUUAUUACAAAUUAAUGGAUGAAAAGGCGGAUACAUAUAAAACUGACAAGGACUCUAAGUCACGAAAGAAUAAAAUAAAAGAAAUUUUAUUAAAAGCAGAGGAAAGGAAUAACUUAUUUAAGAAAAGGAAAUAUUCUUCGUUUAAUAUAUUAGAUUUAUUUCUUGAAAAGGAUAUAUUCAACGAAUUAGAUUCCGUAGAUAAAUUUAAUAAUAAUAAGAAAAUUGAUAUACAGACUGCAAGAUUAAUGAAGCGAAGGAAGACAUCUUUAGGGUAUAUUCGGAUUUUUUUAAUUCUUUUGAUAAUUUUCAUAUUUUUUUGUUUGUCAUAUGUUUUUGUUUGUUUAUGUUGUGGCAAAUUGAUUUAAGGGUAUAAAGGUAGCUCAUAAAGGAACACUUUUAUAUUAAUUCCAACAUUAUCAGCAAUUUAUGUGCUUUUAGUAUUUAUGAAUCUUUCAUUUUUAUCAGGUAUUCAUUAUACUUCUAAUAAGACUGAAAAUUUUAAAAUAAAAAAUGGAGGUAGUUUAAAUAUAUGUAAUAAUAUUUUUAAUUCUACUAAUAAGAAAGACAUUCAAUAUGGAAUAAAAUGA
Plasmodium malariae is the source of this 810-nucleotide messenger RNA. NCBI's taxonomy places the organism in Eukaryota, Apicomplexa, Aconoidasida, Haemosporida, Plasmodiidae. The record is from the annotation of a RefSeq genome assembly.